Yamadazyma jaroonii is the source of this 1821-nucleotide messenger RNA. NCBI's taxonomy places the organism in Eukaryota, Fungi, Ascomycota, Pichiomycetes, Serinales, Debaryomycetaceae. The record is from the annotation of a GenBank genome assembly.
AUGGCAUGGCAGAAAGUUAAUGAUGAUGAAGGGAAUGUCUACUAUUACAACCCUGAGACUCAGGAAACGAGCUGGACUAAUCCUGAUGAAAGCUCAGUAGGAGAAUGGCAAGAAUUUACCACUGAUGAUGGCCAAAAAUAUUACUAUAACACUAAAACUCAAGAAACAACAUGGGAUAAACCAGAAGGAUUUGAAUCAUCUACCACCACUGAAGAGGGUGAAAUGAGCAAAGAGACCAAAGCUGUAGAGAAAUUGCCUAGUGAUAAAGAAGAUAGUGUACCUAUAGAAGAUUCAGUGGAGAGUGAAAUUAAAGUUGAAGAAAUACUGUCAGAAGAAGCUACUAAAAAUUUCAGAGGUCUUUUAUCAGAAAACGGUGUCGAUUCUACAUGGAGUUUCCCUCAAGUUAUUGCUAAAUUCAUCAACAAUCCAAUAUAUUGGCAGGUAAAAGAUCCUUUGGAAAGAAAACAAAUUUAUGAUGAGUAUCUUAACAAUGAGAUGAACAAACAAUUGGAGAACAAAACUGAGUCAUUUGAAAAGUUUAAGGUCAACUUUAUCAAUAUUCUACAAUCUUUGAAGGAGAAGAAAGAAUUCGAUCAUUUAACCAAAUGGUUUACUAUAAAAAAUAAAUUGUUGAAAGAGGAAAACCCCAUCUUCACUCACACUAUCUUAUCAGAUGAUGAGAUUUAUGGCAUAUUUAAAGAGUAUCAAGACGAAAUAAGAGCCAAUUAUGAAAAGGACACAAGGGAAAGUAAGAACCAAGCUUUAAAAGAAUUGGAAUCUUAUUUAGUUGACAUAAAUCCCGGAAUCAUAAGUGGUACUGAUGACUGGGAAUCAUUAUAUACCAAAUUGAUCAAUGAUAAUCGUUUCAAAGCCAAUAAACAUUUCAACAUUUUGGGAAAACAUGAUAUUCUUCAAUUAUACUAUGACAAAAUAUAUCCCAAAGAGUUGAGCAAUCUAGAAAGUGAAUUAAAAUCUUUAGAAGAUGAAAAUUACACCUCAGAUAGAAGAGCCAGGGAUAAUUUCAAGAAACUUUUGAGUGAAUUGCCUAUUGAAGCAGAUAUGGAAUUCGAAGAAAUUCUCCCUUUGAUUGAAGACGAAGAUGCAUACAUAGAUUUAUGUGGAAGGAAUGGAUCUACUCCGUUAGAUUUGUUCCAUGAUGUGAAAAUGGCCAAAGUUCAAGUGUUGAAGAUCAAAGUUGACUUGAUAGAAAGUAUUGUAGACGAUAAGAAUAUUGACAGAGAGAAAGUUUUGAGCAGUGAACUUGCAUUUGUUGAAUCUAUGAAAGGAGUUGAAGAUGAUCGAUUGAAAGGAGUCAAUCUUGACCCUGAACUCCCAGAAAAUGAUGUUACUGCCGUGUUUGAGAGUUUGGUAAAGAAUGAAGUGUCUAGAAAAGAGAAGCAAGUAGAACAGUUGAAAGUCAAGUUAAAUGUUUUGAAAAAAGACUUAUCAUCAUGGCUCGUGAGGAACUAUCAAACAUUAGAUGUGUUUGAGAACUCAGACGAAACAGAAGUUACGAAAGAUUCGAUUGUUAUAACAUCUUCCAAUGGAAAUUAUUCCAUGAAAUAUGACCCAGAAGUUUUGGAUAGACUUCAAAAAUCAUUGGAAAACAUCCCAGAAUUCAAAAACAUCCACCACACAAUACAAGAGAUCAAAAUGUUUCAAGAAAUCGAUAUUAAUGAGAUUUUAAUAGAUAUCCUUAACGAGUUCAUCAAUAGAUUGAACAACAACACUAAGAGAACAGCAAAUUUUGAUGAGUCCACCACCAAAAGGCUUCACACCGACGAUACCGUCAAACCAAAGAAAAUGAUAAUUAAUUAUUAA